This is a messenger RNA of Motacilla alba alba, 486 nucleotides long. RefSeq names its product TMF-regulated nuclear protein 1-like. Gene Ontology annotation, cellular component: nucleus. Gene Ontology annotation, biological process: regulation of cell population proliferation. Gene Ontology annotation, molecular function: DNA binding. NCBI's taxonomy places the organism in Eukaryota, Metazoa, Chordata, Aves, Passeriformes, Motacillidae. The record is from RefSeq and is a predicted model, not a curated record. The coding region runs from base 1 to 486 and encodes 161 amino acids. The transcript has a single exon.
AUGGCUGCGGCGGCGGCGGCACCGGCCCCUCCGAGCCCCACCGGCGGCGACGCGCAGCGCCCGUCCCGCGGCGGCGGCGGCGGCGGCGGCGACGGCAAGAGCGGCGGCCCGGGCGCGGUGGAGCUGGCGGCGGCGCGGCGGAGGCUGGUGGCGGCCGAGGGGCGGCGGCGGGCGGCGGCCGAGCUGGAGGGGCGGGUGCGGCAGGUGCACUGCGCGCUGCUGCACGCCGAGCUGCGCCUGGCCGCCCGCGCCGAGACCCUGGGCCGCCUCGGGGCCGGCGUGGCCCAGGCGCAGCUCGCCCUGGCCGCCCAGAGCCAGCGGCUGCAGAAGGGGCUGCGCCGCCGCCCGCGGCCCCGGCCCGGGGCGCUGCUCGCCGCCGCCCGCGCUCUCCGCAGCUGCGUGCCCUGGGCCCCCGCACGGAGCCGCGGGGCCGCCGCCGGCACCCCCGUGCGCCGCCUGCCCGCCGCCGGCCGCGCCUCUGCCUAG